Molecule: messenger RNA, 8680 nt
Organism: Drosophila willistoni
Lineage: Eukaryota; Metazoa; Arthropoda; Insecta; Diptera; Drosophilidae
Gene: sick
Product: protein sickie
Exons: 16
Coding region: 33-8345 (2770 amino acids)
Biological process (GO): neurogenesis; nervous system development
Molecular function (GO): ATP binding; protein binding; ATP hydrolysis activity
Source: RefSeq, a predicted model, not a curated record
CAAAGCCCAAGCAAAGGCAAAAGAAACAUCAAAUGGCUUUACCCUAUGCCAACUACAUGGAGUUGGAGUUUAGCCAAAUGGUUGAGAAUCACCAGAAAAAUGAGGAGACAUCUGCUAAUCAGCUGAAUCGGCUGCCUGUUAGCUAUGCCACAAGCAUAGUGGGUCGUCAAGAAUCACCGCCGGGCUAUAGAGAACCACCGCCACCCACUCCACCACCUUUAUCGCAAAUACCCUCGAGAGAGUCCCGAAUGUUACAUUCGGCUCCCAAUACGCCCAGUCGUGGCAAGGUUGUCUUGAGUAAAAAGGAGCGCAAAGAACUGAGUAAACAAUUGGGCUUGGAGGAGUUGGGAAGCGGCGGUGGAGGCAGUGUGGGGGGUAGUGCCCAAUCGAGUCCUUAUAAAGGACGCGUGAGUGAGCUGAAAAAUUGUAUUGCUCGAGGUCUAUUUGCCACCCUACAUCGUGGCUCGCACAAGAGUCUUCAACAGCAACAACAUCAACAACAACAGCAACAAGAGGAACGCCUAGCCCCCCACCCAUCCAAUCAGGAUAUAUCAAACAAUCAAGAGCUAUCUCCUCCACCGCCGGCGCCAGAGUUGGCCAACAAUAAUGAGGAUUCCCUGGAGGAUUAUAGUCAGAAAUUAAAGAAUCUUCCUGUGCGGCAGCGUAAAGUUGUCACUUCUCAUAUGGACAACUAUUGUCUCUUUGACCCCGUCGAUUUCAUCAAUGAGAAAGCCAUGCGUUAUCCUACUGCAGCCAAUCAUGGUCUGAGAGAUCCUCUGUUUAGUUCACGCCAGCAUUUGGUCUGCGAAGAUGAGGAGGAGUUGGUGCCCGAAGUCAUCUAUGAUACUGAGGAAUUGGACUUGGAACUUGAUGAUGGACUAGAAGAAACCAUAAUUAUUGAAACAUCUGCCCUGCCCGAAAGGGAAACCGAAGCUGAACUUCCAAGACCUCCUAGUUUUGAUCAUCAUAAUUAUUUUGUCAUUGAUCCGGGCGACUUUGAAAUGGACAUUGGCAUACCGAAUCCAUAUACAAAUGAACAAUUGGUUAAUGCCAAAUUAGAACAACAGCAUCUCGAAAAGCUUCUAAGUAACUCUAGCAUGUCCAACAGCCAAGAAUCUAAAGAUACGGAAACCACAUCAACGGCUCUAGUUGAAUCUUCCACCUCAUCCACGUCAAACAGUUCCAGUGGCAGUUCAUCAAAUCCUGUGAAAAAGAAACUUACUUUUCUCAAUCUCUCACCUUUUCGCGUUGGUGGCAAGAAAUCUAGCGAGAAAUCUUGUGUGGAUCAACGUGCCAUCUCGGAAUUGGUCAGCACGGAUCAUAUGCUUCAUUUGCAGCAUUUGCUCCAACAGCAGCGGAAAGAUCAACGAUCUCACACUGUUCCAAUUGAAUCAAACUAUGUGCUCUUCAAUCCUGGACCAGUGCCCAGUCGUCAUGUUCAGUAUAAGAUACGUAAAUCACGACCUUUAUCCACACACAGUGAUGCGGAUAGUGGAUUUCUUUCGCCAUGCUCCCCAGAUGAUUUGCGGGGUAAUCCAGCUAUAUUGGUCCUUCAGCAAUGUGAUAGUGUGCAGGGAUAUAUUGAGAUUUACACAGACUGGGCCAACUAUUAUUUGGAGCGGGCCAAAUCGAAAAGAAAGGUCACAGAUCUCUCGGCUGAUUGUCGAGAUGGUUUACUUUUGGCUGAAGUCAUUGAGGCGGUGACAAGUUUCAAGGUUCCGGAUCUGGUGAAGAAACCCAAGACACAACAGCAAAUGUACGACAACGUGAAUUCGUGCUUGCACGUGCUGCGCAGUCAAUCGGUUGGUGGACUGGACAAUAUUACCACCAAUGACAUAUGUGCCGGACGCCUGAAAGCCGUUUUAGCCCUGUUCUUUGCCCUGAGUCGGUAUAAGCAGCAGGCGAAGCAAACGAAAACGAUUGGAGUCACUGGUGGCGGCGGAGUCGGUAGUAGCAGUGCCUCUUCAACUCUCGGUGGUGGUUCUGUCCUUGGCAUUGGCUUGGGUGGUAGCCUGAGAGCUUCUGUUGCCGACAAGAAUCAAACAGAGCAACAGCAACAGAGGCAGGAGAAGCAGCAGCAACAGCAGCAGCAACAACAGCAGUUGCAACAACAGACGUCACAGCAACUGGCUCAAUCCUUGGAGAACGGCAAUGAGAUGGUGAAUCGACAAAUAGCCCCCGCCUAUGCGAAGGUCAAUGGCGGUACUGCCAUACCCCUGCCAGCGACCGUGAUGGUCCAACGUCGCUGUCCCCCGGACAAGGUGCGUCCGUUGCCACCCACACCGAAUCAUACGCCAUCCAUACCGGGACUGGGCAAGAGCGGAAACGAUUUCAAUACAAGCCGUCCAAGUAGUCCGCCCACCAGCAAUCACACAAUACAGAGCCUCAAAAGUGGAAACAAUAAUAGCCUUCGUCCGCCCAGUGUUAAGAGUGGCAUUCCGUCGCCAAGUAGCCUGAAUCCUCCGCAGGCUCCACAGAAACACUCCAUGUUGGACAAGUUGAAACUCUUCAAUAAGGAGAAGCAACAACAGGCAGCAGUAACAGUUGCAAACAAGACUCAAAUCCAAUCAAAACGAACUUCAUCCUCAUCGGGGUUUAGUUCGGCCAGAUCUGAGCGAUCGGAUUCAAGUUUAAGUCUCAACGAUGGCCACAAUUCCCAGUUGAAACCACCCAGCAUAAGCGUGAGUUCGCAAAAAGUGCAACAGAAGCAUAAUACCAAACAAUCCAAGCUGCUGGCUGCUCAGCAGAAGAAGGACCAGACCACUAAGACCAAAUUGGACAAAAAGGAGAAGAGUCCAGCAAGAUCAUUGAAUAAAGAAGAGUCGGGCAACGAAUCGCGUAGCUCCACAAUGGGUAGAGGCGGCAAGAGCUCUCUGACUAGACCCAGUCAACAAGGGUUAACCGUGGAAAAGAACACUGCGAAGACAUCAUCGAGAUCUUCAUUGCACUCAAAAUCGGAUUCAAAAAGCUCACUGAAAGGACAAAACUUGUGUCAAAGUCCCAGUGGCACGGGAUUACCGAAACCCAUUGGCGUGAUCAAGGGAACUAGUAAAUUACCUCAGUUGGGUAUCAGUGCGGAGCCAAUGAAACGCGACACGAACGACAUAUCCGCCCAUCAGGGCACACAGACAAACAUAUCCCAAGAAGUAAAUCAAACGACACAUAUCCUUCAGACAGGACCGCCUCCUCCGCAUCCUCCUCCACCGUAUUAUGCCAACAGUCCUCCACCCCCACCACCCACCUCGUCACACAUAUCAGCACUGCCAGGACCCGGAGGAUACCUCAGUGAGCCCAGCACCCCCCAACAUGUUAGCAUAACACCAACUGGCAGCAUCUAUGGCACCAGCAGCCGUCUGCCCCCACCGAAGUCCUCACUGACUGCUCUACGUAAGCUGGAAUACAAUGCGGGUCCACAUAUCUUGGCAUCGCCACCACCACGUUCGCCUCUGCAACGGCCCAUGCCCAAUUCGGCUCCGAAUACACCCACCGCUUCACCUAGCAAAUUUCAUACUAUACCCUCAAAGAUUGUAGGCACCAUCUAUGAGUCCAAAGAGGAACAGCAGCAGCAGCAGCAGCAGCUGCAACAGCCUCAAAUGGCUUCAGGACUGCCGUCUGGAUCAUGUUCUUCUUCUGGUUCUGCCAUCCUUCCAAUGCGUCCUCUUCUCAGGGGCUACAAUUCACAUGUGACUUUGCCCACAAGGGGAGCCCGUGGUGGAAAUCAUCAUCAGCAUGCUCUGCCCCAUCAAUCAUAUCUGGACUUUUGUGAGUCGGACAUGGCCCAGGCUGGCUACUGUAGUGACGGCGAUGCCUUACGCGUGGGCAGCUCACCUUCUGCCAGUCGUUAUCAUGACAUUGACAAUGGCUAUUUGUCCGAGGGAAGUGGCGGUGGCGGUGGCUCCAGUGCCGCCUCAAUGGGUGGUCUAUCUCAUGGCAAACACUUUCUCAGCAUGAUGCGUGCACGAACUCAACUGCCAACGACCAUUGAAGAACGCAUACGGAAUAGUCGCGGUUCAUUGGAUAGCAUUGGAACCGCCGCAAACGGCAGCUCAGCGGCCAGUCAGGCCAGCUCCAGCGGCGGCUCCAGCUCCACCACCAAUAAUACCAACUCUGCCAACAACAACAACAAUAGCAUCAACAACAAUAUCAACGGCAAUAUCAAAAUGGAUGGUGGCAGUCCACAUCAUCGUCCUGGUUCACGAAAUGGACGCGAUAAUUGGUCCAAAAUGCCAGAGCCUCUCAAUGGCCACAAGGUGGAUAAGUCCGAGAAGUCUUCACCAUCGCGUCGCAGCAUGGGCGGUGGUAGUGGCAGCUCAUCCAAACAGGGUUCACCCUCAUCCUCAUCCCGCACCAAAGGCGUUCCACCGAGUUUUGGUUAUGUGAAGCGUGCAAAUGGUAGCAUAACUUCAACGGCCGAGCAACAGAAUAUUGCCAUGCUGAUGGCUAGUGCUGGAGCAAGUGGGAGCAUGGGUGUGGUCAGUGCAGCGGGAAUGGUCAAUGGCAUGCCAUGUGGGCGGACAGCCCAUGUAUCGGCAGUGCCUAGGACAGCUGGCGCUGGUGGACGCAAAGUCACCGGCGGCACUCAAACUCUGCCCAAUGACAUGAACAAAAUGCCACCAAAUACACAACAUCGCAGUUUCUCGCUAACAGGACCAACGGCCACCCAACUGAGUCAAUCCAUACGGGAGAGACUGGCCACUGGUUCGCAUAGUUUGCCCAAACAGGGCACCGACAUGCAUGUCUUUCAGCAUAGAAUGUCUAAUCGACCUGGCACACGUCACGAUGGCUCACUCUCGGAUACACAGACCUAUGCAGAAGUUAAACCCGAAUAUAGCUCAUACGCCAUGUGGUUGAAGCACAGCAAUACUGCUGGUAGUCGACUUUCUGAUGGUGAUACCAUUGAUCAAAUGCAAAUCGGAUCACCAGCCAUGACAAGACAUGGUCAUAAAAUACUGCAUAAUCGUUCCGGGGGAGGUCCUGGCCCAGGACAAAUGCCCAUGUCGGGCAAUGAAUCGCCCUAUGUGCAGAGUCCACGCAUGAAUCGCAGUAAUAGCAUAAGCUACUUGAAAGAAAGGACAUAUCCAAGAUCCACAAAAUCCGAGAAAAUGUAUCCCUCAAUGUUGAGUCGUGGUGGAGAUGUGGAAAUCGAGCCAUAUUAUUGUCUGCCUGUGGGCACAAAUGGAGUGCUCAGUGCUCAAAUGGCUGCUGCCGUGGCUGCCCAGGCUGCUCAGGCUCAAGCUCAGGGUUCUGGCGUGGCCUGGAGUCAACCCACUUCACCUACACCCAUCAAUCGUGGCCCCUUUUCAUCUGCCGCAGCUGCAGCAUCAUCGACCCUCUCACCCACUCAUGUAGCAACCACAAAUGCAGCGAUGGCUGCCGUUGCUGCAGCAGCAGGAGCAUCAUUGGGAGGCAGCAGUCUGACUGGCGGCCACCGUCUCACAUAUCCCAAGAAGAAUGAUGAAGUCCAUGGCAGUGCUGCCUCUUUGCUGUCUGGUGGCAGCUCCCUCUAUGGUUCCGCCGAGGAACGUCAGGCACAUGAGAUACGUCGAUUGAAACGCGAACUGCAGGAUGCACGGGAUCAGGUGCUCAGUCUGAGCAGUCAGCUGUCAACUAAUGCCCAUGUGGUGACGGCCUUUGAGCAAUCGCUAACCAACAUGACCAACCGCCUGCAACAAUUGACAGCGACCGCAGAGCGUAAAGAUGGCGAACUCACGGACAUGAGGCAGACGAUCGAAUUGCUACGUAAACAAUCCAUUCAAGCUGGUCUGACCACGGCUCACAUGCAAAGCAUGGGUGUGCAGACGCAGGCAAAUCAAAAUCAGCUCCAGAAUACCAGUGACCAGAAGCCACCGCAAGGUCCCUGUCGAACGACAGGAAUGAAUGUCAAUGGCAAUGGCAACAUGGCAGGCGGUUUGGCCAUGCAGCGACAACAUAGUACAGAUUCCAUGUGCUCGUUGAACUCCAUCAGCUCGGGCUGCUCGGCUGCCCAUGAUAAGAACAAGGCAAACAAGAAGAAAGGCUGGCUAAGAAGCAGCUUUACUAAGGCCUUCUCCCGCAAUGCCAAGAUCUCGAAGACAAGUCGCCAUGUGGGACAUCAUACCCAUGCCCAUAACCAUGAUCUGAAGACGGGAUCGUCAGCUUCACUUCCGGUUUCCUCUCUUCUUCUACACCACAAUGGUGGGCACAAUGGUGAACCCUUGGGUCUGGCUGCUUUGGCCACCCAACCGCCUCCGCCGUUGCCAGGCAGCAAACAAAGUAGUCCGGCAAAGACUGUCACUCUGAUAGACAAUGCCAAGCCUAUAGAUGCCAUCGAUGGCGAGGAUCAGCAGGUUGUGGAGGACCUGAAGAAGCAGCUGAGGGAAAAGGACUUAGUACUCACCGACAUACGAUUGGAGGCCUUGAGUUCUGCCUCCCAAUUGGAGAGCCUCAAGGAGAUGAUGAAUAAAAUGCGCUCGGAAAUGAUGUCACUCAAGCAGAAUAACGAACGUCUUCAGAAAUUAGUUACAACUCGUUCGCUGGCCGGAUCUGAAGCUAGCCUGGGACAGGCCAUAAGUCCGAAUGGUUCGGUGACAGGAAGCUCUGAAGUCUCCAGACGUUAUUCCCUAGCCGACAGCAAUUCGAGACCCCCGAUGGAGUUGCCGCCACGUUUGAGUGAAGAGCUCGAAGAGGAUUGCAUGCCGCCGGCUCCAGCUCCUGAGCCACCACCACCACCAGCGCCAGCCACAUCCUCGGUAUGUGGAGUGGCCCCGCUCAGCCCUAGCACUCACAUAGAUCUGACUCCGCCGCCGCCUGCCUUGGAGACAGCCCCACUCAGCAGUCCCGUGCAUAUGCCCACCGCUGCCGAGGAGCUACCCGAUAUGUGUGAUGGCAAGAAAAUAGCCAUUGCCUGUUAUCUUGGUCAACCCGAAUCCUUUGCCAAAUACUGUGAGGAACUGCUCGAGCUCGAUGGCUUCUAUGCAAAUGGUUCCAUCAUAGCCAAUCACGAGGCCGAGACGCAAUCGCAAAGUGAACGCAAAGUCAACUUCACAGCUGCUAGCACAAACGAAUUUGUAAUUGCCUGCACCUAUAUAUCGGGCAAGACGACGUGGCAGAAUCUGGACUAUAUAGUGCGUAAGACCUUUAAGGAUUAUGUGGCUCGCAUUGAUCCGGGCACGAAUUUGGGUCUUAAUACCGAUUCGAUAACAUCGUAUCAUUUGGGCGAAGCUAAGCGUGGCCCCGAAAUGGGAUUCCCCGAAUUGCUGCCAUGUGGCUACAUUGUCGGCAAUGUUCGCACCCUGUACAUCUGUCUACAGGGUGUCGGUAGUUUGGCCUUUGAUAGUCUAAUACCACGGAGUAUUGUGCAUCGAUAUAUAAGUCUAUUGAAUGAACAUCGUCGUCUCAUAUUGUGUGGUCCCUCGGGAACGGGCAAAUCCUAUUUGGCCAGACGAUUGGCUGAAUUUCUGGUAGCCCGAGCCAAUCGUGGCAAUCCCUCCGAGGCCAUAGCCACGUUCAACGUGGAUCACAAAUCCUCCAAGGAUCUGCGUCAAUAUCUCGGACACAUUGCCGAACAGGCAGCCAUUGCCAAUGGCGCCUCGGAGUUGCCUUCUGUGAUCAUAUUGGAUAACUUGCAUCAUGCCUCUGCUCUGGGCGAUGUCUUCUCAUGUCUACUCAGUGCUGGGCCACCCAAUAAAUUGCCAUGCAUCAUUGGCAUCAUGUCCCAGGCCACCUGCAAUACAACCAAUCUCCAAUUGCAUCACAAUUUCCGUUGGGUCUUGACCGCCAAUCACAUGGAGCCAGUGAAGGGUUUCCUUGGACGUUUCCUGCGUCGUCGCCUCUUCCAAUUGGAACUGCAAACCCAGCAUCCACAACCCGAAUUGGCCACUGUCUUGGCCUGGCUACCUUCGGUGUGGCAACACAUCAAUCGCUUCCUAGAAGUCCACAGCUCAAGCGAUGUGACCAUUGGACCACGUCUAUUCCUUUCGUGUCCUCUGGACUUGAAAGACUCUCAGGUGUGGUUCACCGAUAUCUGGAACUAUCACUUGUCACCCUAUCUAAUUGAGGCAGUGCGUGAAGGUGUCCAACUAUAUGGCCGCAGAGGUGGAGCAUGGAAUGAUCCAUCAACUUUCAUACGCAACUCUUACCCGUGGCCCUAUGGCCCGGAUUCAGUGCCUCCAUUAAGGCAAAUCAAUGCCGAGGAUGUGGGUCUAGAGGGUGUGGCCUUAAGCAAUGGCGAUCAACAGGAUCCUUUGCUCAACAUGUUGAUGCGUCUGCAGGAGGCGGCCAAUUAUUCAGAGGCCCAGGAUCAAGAAUCCGAUUGUGCCAGCUUGGAUUCCAAUGUCACGCCAGAUAGUUCAGCGGGUGCUGAAUAGAAAUAAAAAAAAAACAAUAAUUAACCAACUUCGUACAUGCCAAAUUUAUAGGGCCAUUGCCAAUAUGCUGAAACCUCCCCGUCCCCACCUAAUCUUCACCAUGAAAUUGAAAUUUCUUGCACUACUUUCGAGAGACUGAAUGAAAAGCAGUUCCAAGAGAUAUUCAUACCUUAACAUUCACAUUGCACUUUUUAGCGGCACUUGUUAAAAAUGCAAAUUUCUUAUCCUCUACCCCCCCAUAAAUCGCCCAUUCCCACCCCCCAUAAACAUUAAUAAAGCAUUUUGGCUAAAAAAAAAGGCCUGCUCCCCCAAAAAAAAAGGGGAAAUGAAGUUAA